Endocarpon pusillum Z07020 is the source of this 1026-nucleotide messenger RNA. RefSeq lists its product as uncharacterized. Gene Ontology annotation, biological process: protein insertion into ER membrane. NCBI's taxonomy places the organism in Eukaryota, Fungi, Ascomycota, Eurotiomycetes, Verrucariales, Verrucariaceae. Gene Ontology annotation, molecular function: protein binding. The coding region runs from base 1 to 1026 and encodes 341 amino acids. Gene Ontology annotation, cellular component: cytosol; TRC complex. The transcript is spliced from 2 exons. The record is from RefSeq and is a predicted model, not a curated record.
AUGUCAGCUAAAAUCGCAAAGACCAUUGCCCGCCAAAAAGAGAAGAUCGCAGAAGGGAACUUCUACGAAGCUCACCAGCAGCUUCGGGUCGUGGCCUCCCGCUACGUCAAAGCCGGAGACCACAAGAAUGCAGCAGACAUCCUCUCGAACGGCGCGGUGCUACUCCUCAAUGCCGGGCAAGGCGGCUCGGGAGGUGUCCUGAGCAUGAUGCUCUUGAACGACGUCUACAAUAAGGGAGAGAGGGAGUGUGACCAGGAAAACAAGGAGAGGCUCGUUGGCAUCCUGAGAGCCUUUCCGCGAGAGGAGCCAACGCGCAAGAGAUUCAUCCAGGAGAUGAUCGGCUGGAGUGGGAAGUUCGGCGAGCUAGAAAGAGGUGACCCAGAACUACACUACGCAGCUGGCGCGGUGUAUGCGGAAGAAGGGGAAGCAUACGAGGCGGAGCGACAUCUACUGCUGGGCACAGCUGCCUCGGUGCCGAUUCUGACUGACCUCCAUUACACGUGGUACGCGGCCGACUCACCCCAUCUAGCUGCCACCUACGCCUCCCGCUCUGUCUUUCCAUACCUCGUUCUCGGCAACCUCGCGUCCGCAUCUAUGGCCUUCCAGCUCUUCACCUCACGGCUCACCUCAACGAACCCACACCUCUUCACCCAGUCAAUAGAGUCCUCUAAAUCCGAAACUCGAGUCUUUCCUUCACUACCACUCCUCAAUUUCAUAUCACACCUGCUUUUAGCCUGCCCAAAAGGGGACUCGGGCCUCUUCAAGCAGCUUGCCAAGCACUAUGCCGUGCACCUCAAGGAGACGCAGGAUUUAUGGGGGGAAGCGCUAGCGAACAUCGGCGAGAUAUGGUUUGGGAUACGGAUACCAAAAGGCGGGAAUCCACUGUUCGAUAUGAUGGGUAGCAUGUUCUUUGGUGGAGGAGGUACUCCGAAGCCGAGCACGCCGCGGUCAUCAACACCGAAGCCGAAGCCAGAGGUGAAGAAGGUGGAGGAGCCUGCACCACCGCCAACGAUGGACCUUGACUGA